Molecule: messenger RNA, 4795 nt
Organism: Anopheles gambiae (African malaria mosquito)
Lineage: Eukaryota; Metazoa; Arthropoda; Insecta; Diptera; Culicidae
Gene: Adcy2
Product: adenylate cyclase type 2
Exons: 18
Coding region: 644-4303 (1219 amino acids)
Biological process (GO): cAMP biosynthetic process; adenylate cyclase-inhibiting G protein-coupled receptor signaling pathway; intracellular signal transduction
Cellular component (GO): plasma membrane
Molecular function (GO): adenylate cyclase activity
Source: RefSeq, a predicted model, not a curated record
AAAAAUUGUGCCCUUCGUACUGGGAUCCGCUCAGUAGGUCGUUGGAUGUGGUGUUAGACAGUCUUUCGGUGUACUUUACACUCGUAUUCGGCUACCGGAAGUGUUUCGAACUUGCCAUUCGAGGCUUGUUUUUACAGUGUGAAAACAAAUCCAAUUGAAGUGCUGUUUCCUGUUUGUUCAUUUUGUAUUACAUAAAUAUUGUGAAUUAUAAAAUACUCUCCAAAACCAUAUUUGGUCAUAUUUGUCAGAAUUAAUUAUGUGAAGUGUAACGUUGUACUAGGAAAUUUCUAGUAUAAAAGAGAAACUUUAUUAAGAGAGAAAAAUUCAAAAUGUGUUUUGCUUAAUGAAAUAGUGAUGAGAUUAUUUACAAUGCAAAAUGGGGCAUCAAUGAUCUGUUUCUUGGUGUUUCAUAUUAACCAUAUGUAGGAUUAUGUAGGAGUGUAGAAAACAGUGAAAAACGUUGAGUAAUUGUGAAUAAAUCAGUGAAAAAAGUGUUAUUAUUGUGAAGAAAUCAGUGCACUAUGUAUACAGUCAUUCUACUAUACAUCGCUUCAUGUGCAUCUCUUGGAUAAAAGAUUAAGCUGCAGAGCGUGUGAUUCUUUCUUUCAAUACUUACCUAAGUGGUUCAAUCAGGAAGUGUGCAAUGGAUAAAUUAGAAAUAGAACCGAACGAGGAUGACGAUGAUGAUAAAGCAGAGGACGUUAUUACAGAAAAUUCUCAUCUAGAUGACCUCUACACAAGAUAUCGGCAACGACUGCGAAGAUCGUUGUUCAUCACUGGCCUGGGAAUAUCGAUACUCUCCUGCAUCACGUCAAUCGUCCUAUGUGCCCUUCAUGAUGCGAUUCUGGCCGAUGUAGCGCUGCUGGCUGGUGCCUCCACAGUGCUAUGUGGAAUCCUGGUGGCUUUACAAUUCCCGGCAGUGAUGAACUCGCCCCUGGCUGCUCUUUCCUUCGCAAUUCUGACCACUGGAACGAUUGGUGCCAUAUCCACGUUCGUCGGUACACAGCUCGCGCCUUUGCCACUGUUUGCAUUGAUACUUGGUGUCCACACGAUGCUACCAAUAUCUUGGCCGGUAUCAGUGGUGCUGGCUGUGUUGCUCUGCAUCGUCCACAUUGGAUAUCGCAUUCUAUCGCAAGUCCACGACUUUCCACCCACAUUCUUCCCUCAGCUGCUCGCGGAAACUGUCUUCCUAGCGUCAGCUUCCGUUUCCAGUCUCUACUACCGUAUAAUGUCUGAUGCGGCCCACAUCGACGCAGUUGACGGUACGAGAACGGGGAUCGAGCAACGAGUGAAGCUGGAAUGCGAACGGGAACAGCAAGAGCAGCUCCUGCUGAGCGUCAUACCGGCCUACAUUGCGGCGGAGGUGAAGCGCAGCAUAAUGCUGAAGAUGGCUGACGCCUGCCAGCGAGCCGGCGGACAAACUCAGACGAGAUUCCACGAAAUGCACGUGCAGCGACAUAACAACGUGUCCAUUCUCUAUGCCGACAUCGUCAACUUUACACCACUGUCUGAGCAGCUGACAGCAUCCGAUCUGGUUAAGACACUAAAUGAGUUAUUCGGACGGUUUGAUCAGAUCGCUCAAGAAAACCAAUGUCUCAGGAUAAAGAUUCUUGGCGAUUGUUACUAUUGCGUUUCCGGAUUGCCAGUAUCACGACCACAUCAUGCUGCUAACUGUGUCAACAUGGGACUUCAAAUGAUAGACGCCAUCAGAUUCGUACGGGAGGCAACCGGCUUCAAUGUGGACAUGCGGAUCGGCAUCCACACUGGCAACGUGCUGUGCGGUGUACUGGGAUUGCGGAAAUGGCAGUUCGACGUUUGGAGUGAUGACGUGACCCUGGCAAACCAUAUGGAAAGCGGUGGAGUUGCAGGCCGGGUGCACAUCACAAAGGCAACGCUGGAUUACCUAGGCGACAUGUUCGAGGUGGAACCGGGCGGGGGUGCGUCCAGAGAGUCCUACUUGGCGGAUCAUAAAAUUGAAACAUAUCUUAUCGUACCACCGAAGAAACCUCCAACCGAUUUGGGUAAACCAGCCACCGCCGACUCGCACACACCAACUUCCAACAUCGGCACCCCGUCCCCAACAACCAUGGUUCAAAUAACCGAGCCCGACCAGGAGCACCUGCUUCCGGCCUUGGAGCCACCGAAGACACCGAAAACACCACGAGCCCCUAAAACUCCGGAUGACGUUCGGCGCUCGCACGCUUCCAUCUCCCCUAUAACUAUUCCCGAGGAGCAGGAGCAACUGCUGCCACCAUCUCCGGCCAAUAUUGCAUCCGGUGGGCACGGGCUGUUGCCACCGCCAUCUCCAAACUCCAAGCAAACUGUGCAAAUUAACCCGCCCACCAUUAACGAGGAGACUGUGGAUAACGAUGGUACAGCUGACGAGACCGGCGAAGCGGAUGAGGGAGAAUCGAGGAAGAAAUCCUGCCUGACGCUUCCCGUCGAACCAAUUACCACCAACGGACACCUUCCGGAGCGUGUCGGAAGUCGCAAGCUCUCCGUACAAGGAUUGAUUGCAUUUGCCGAACGACGAAAAUCGUCGAGUUCCAUUUUCGGCGAUAUGCGCAAAAUGUCGAUUUCCAACAUCGACUGUCUCCGGUCGCCCAUGGUAGCCACACCAGGAGGACCUUUGCUACGCACUCGCCCUUCAUCAAAGAUGACUAAGUACGUGGAGUGCUGGGGCGCUGACAAACCCUUCGCAAACAUCACCGACUCCAAAAUGGCUAAGAACAUUGGCUUGGCGAGCAUCGCGAUGAUCGAGUCGAAUCUGUUACCGGAGGAUGGGUAUUGCGGUGAAUGCAAGUGCUGGGGACCACCGAAGGAGCUCCAACCCGUCACUAUGUGGUACCGGAAUACAGCUCGAGAGACGCUUUUUCGUGCACAACCUGAGCCAACGUUUCGCUUUGAUCUCAUCUGCUCUUUCAUUCUUUUCCUGACGAUAGGACUGAUACAAAUCAUAGUAUUUAAAAGCAAUGUAGUCGUUAUUGGUUCACUCAGCGCAACAGCUGUAGCUUUAGGAUUGUUUUUAUACUUAAGUAACUACCAGAUGUCGAACCUUUCGCCGCCGGGAAACAACGGCCCAGGACAGGUCAUAGCUGCCAGCCGUGGUCUUCGUUUAGCAAUAUUCCUUAUUACCACAGCACUCAUUGCAAGCUGUGCCAUUUUCAGUGUGAUAAACUUUGACGAUUUAGUUAUAGCCGACAUUCAUUUCGUGAACAACACCACCGAGGAUAUCAUGUACGACGAUGAGUUUGCUCCUGUUGCUCCCGUCUACCUCUACAUGUGCGCUAUCAGCCUGGCAGCAGUCUCCGCUUUCCUGAAAGCGGGCUUUCUUGUCAAAGGAAUGCUGAUGGCAAUAUUCGUCGCUAUCCAGUCUUCUGUCUUAUGGACAAGCUCUCUGUUUGAGGCUUACGGGACGUUGGGCAAUUCGUGGCCUUUAGGAUUUCAAGGCUUGCUAUUCCUAUUACUGAUAAGUGCUGUGUUGCAUACACUCGAUCGCCAAGGUGAAUAUGCCGCUCGAACCGACUUCCUGUGGAAAGCCAAGCUAAAGGUGGAGCAAGAAGAGGUCGAAACUAUGCGAGGAAUCAAUAAGAUUUUAUUGGAAAACAUAUUGCCCGCGCACGUCGCCCAGCACUUUCUCAAGAAGGAACGUGCCGUGCAGGAGCUUUAUCACGAGAGUUACUCGUCUGUUGCGGUCAUGUUUGCUUCGAUUCCGAACUACAAGGAGUUCUACGACGAAACGGAUGUGAACAAGCAGGGGCUUGAGUGCUUACGGUUACUGAACGAGAUUAUCUGCGACUUUGACAAGCUUCUGCUCAAGCCUAAGUUCAGCGGUAUCGAGAAGAUAAAAACCAUCGGAAGUACCUACAUGAUUGCAUCCGGACUGCGCCCCGGCAAGGAAGAGGGUGCCACGAAAAAUAAUGAGCUGGAUGAAAAACGUACCGAGGAACACAAUGUGGUCGUGCUAGUGGAGUUUGCCAUUGCUCUCAUGACGGCGUUGGAUCAAAUAAAUCGUGAAUCGUUCCAAAGAUUCCGGUUGCGGAUCGGCCUCAACCAUGGUCCGGUGAUAGCCGGUGUCAUAGGAGCCCAAAAGCCACAAUACGACAUCUGGAGCAACACAGUUAACGUGGCGUCCCGUAUGGACUCAUGUGGAGUGAUGGGACGAGUACAGGUUACAGAAAACACGGCCAAAGUCCUUAUGGCAGCAGGUUAUUCGUGCGAUUGUCGAGGACCUAUUCAUGUCAAAGGCAAAGGAAUUCUGACGACUUACUUUGUUAAAACACCAUUUGAUGAACGUAUUUAGGCGUAGUUUAAAUAACAUGUGCCAAAAGACAGUGUUGUAGUUACAUGCAAAAACGUACACCAAAGACAUACACAAAACGUCGUAAUCAGUAUUACGAAACAAACGAUGCGAUUUUAGAAUAGAAUUGAGCAUAGAAACAUAAACUUCGUAAUCUGCUACGUUUGGUCAUUUACGUACCUUAUGAAGGUAUUAAACAACCAUAAUGGUUAUCUCGAUAUGUGGCAAAAUAGUCUUUAGCUUUGGUGUCAACUUUGCACUGCAGUUUUGCAAUCAUUUAUCACAAUAGAAUGUAAAACUCCCAUAGUUUCUCCAUCGACUCCAUUCUCUGCAUUGUUUCAUCACUACCACAAAUACACUACCGCGGAAAUACAUUUUUAGAGCUUUUUUAUUAUUUUGAAGAAAUUUUUAGAUGAAAUUACUGUAUACAUAAUCAACCUAUGCUUCGAUUCCAUUGUACCUAAAGCCAAAUAAAUUUAACCUUUAUAAAAGUCA